This is a messenger RNA of Salvelinus fontinalis (brook trout), 2135 nucleotides long. RefSeq names its product lengsin-like. The record is from RefSeq and is a predicted model, not a curated record. The coding region runs from base 1 to 2097 and encodes 698 amino acids. Gene Ontology annotation, cellular component: cytoplasm; membrane. Gene Ontology annotation, molecular function: glutamine synthetase activity. Lineage: Eukaryota; Metazoa; Chordata; Actinopteri; Salmoniformes; Salmonidae. The transcript is spliced from 4 exons. Gene Ontology annotation, biological process: lens morphogenesis in camera-type eye.
AUGCAUGACUCAGAGGAUCUCGUUCUCGAGGAGGGCUCAAGUAAGCUCAGAGACCAGGUAGAUGGCAGUGGAAUGAGCCUGGGCAAGAAGAAGGGAGUGAAGGUGAGUGGGAAACACGUAGCCCCAGUGGACUGGGACAGAGGGGGGCCGUCCAUAGUCCACCAAUCCGACUACGUGAGCAGCCCCAGACCCUCAGAAAGCAACCCCACCAUCAUCUCUAUCAGCCCCUCUACCCACUCCCACAGGCCCUCUGGGUCUCCAGAGAGGGACCGGCCCAGGCAGGAUGAGGGCCCCCCCUCCAGGGUUGAGUGGUCCAGAGAGGGUUGCACCUACAGCCAAAGGGCGUCCAACAGCGAGGUGGGGGUCUCCAGACAGACCAUGGAUGAGUUGAAGAGUAUCCUGAAGGAUAGUUCCAUGCUUGGUGCCCGGGGCAAGGAGGAGGGGAGGCGUCCUGGAAGCCCAGCCCCUUACACCUACCUGCAUGGGACCAACAGGGGAGAUGGACGUCCGGAGUCCCAGUCCUCCUUCACCACUUUCAAGCCCCACUCUGAUGCUUCCAGGAGGGUGUCCACCAGGUCCAGGGACAGCAGCUCCCUCCAGCUUGGCUCCGGUAUGGACUCGUCAGAUGUGACUGGAGCAAACAGGCAAUCCGGAGUUCAGUCGUCCACGUUCGAGAACAGUAGUGCCAACUGUGGAGAGACCUGGAACUCACAAACAGAUAACAGUAAAGACAACAUGGAUAAGUCUGGGACUCAGAGCUUCUCCGCCAUGGAGCACAUCAAGCAGCAGAUUACCCGGGAGAAUAUCAACUUUGUUCGCUUCGAGGCCACAGAUCUCCAUGGGGUGUCCAGGUCUAAGACAGUGCCAGUCCGCUUCUUUCAUGAGAAAGCAGUAUAUGGGGUGCCGAUGCCAAGAAGCUACCUAGAGCUGACCCUGAGCCCUAAGAGCUGUGAGGUGGACCACGCCAACAACCCUGCCAACUUCAGCAGCGACGUGUUGCUUAUCCCAGACCUGUCGACCUUCAGGGUGCUGCCCUGGGCAGAGCAGACGGCCCGGGUCAUCUGUGACCCCUGCAUGAUAACAGGCAGCCCCCUGCGCACUGCACCCCGCAUCAUUGCCAAGCAGCUGAUGGGGCAGCUCCAGAGCAUGGGUUUCUCCCUGUACUCCUCCUUCACCUACGAGUGCUGUGUCCUGGGCGCGCCCGACAGGGUGGGCCCCAAGAGCAUGCUGUUCCCUGCCACCACCCUGGCCAGCAACCACGACCUGCCCUUCUUCCAGCAGCUGGUGAAUGGGAUGUACUGCAUGGGGGCCGACGUGGACAGUUUGGCCUCAGCCAUGGUGCCCGGCCAGAUGGAGAUCAACCUAAGGCCGGAGUUUGGCAUCGCGGCCGCCGAUACCGCCUUCACGUUUCGUACCGGCAUCAAAGAGAUGGCGAGGAAACACAGCUACAUCGCCAGCUUCUUCACCGACGACAGCCUGUACAAUGCCGGGGUGCUUUCCCACUCUCUCUGGGACGCCAACGGCCGCCGUAGUCUCUUCCACACCGGGGACCACGGCGGAGGGGAGCUGUCGGAGAUUGGCAGGAAGUGGCUUGCGGGGCUCCUGAGCCACUCGGCCGCCCUGAGCUGCUUGCUCUCCCCUGGGCUGGGCUGCCGCAGCCACAUCGCCAAAAAGGUUAAAGACCCCAAGCACAACGUGGUCUACGCCACCUACGGCUACAAUGACAACAGCAGCGCCUUCAAUGUAAAAUGCCACGGCGGGCGGGAGAUGCAUAUCGACAACAAGCUGGGCUCGGCCAUGGCUAACCCAUACGUUGUGCUGGCGGCCACCGUGGCGGCAGGACUGGACGGUAUCAAACGCAACCUGGGGGCUGAGACGGGUCUGACCAGGGCCUCCACCCACACCCAGCUAGGGAAACAGCAGUUUGCCAUCCCUGUGAAGCUGGAGGACGCUCUGGUGGCUUUGAGCGAAGACCAUGUGAUUCGCGGAGCGCUGGGAGAACCAUUUGUGCAGUAUUUUAUUGCUCUGAAGCAAUUUGAGAUUGAGACUGAAGAAUUGGAUGCAGAGAGGAACAAAUGUCUGGAAUAUUUCAUAUAGAAGUGCUCAAUAUUGUACAGUCGGAUUCCUGUUAAACA